Hermetia illucens (black soldier fly) is the source of this 3071-nucleotide messenger RNA. Its product is annotated as protein phosphatase PTC7 homolog. Bases 553 to 1449 code for a protein of 298 amino acids. The transcript has 5 exons. Lineage: Eukaryota; Metazoa; Arthropoda; Insecta; Diptera; Stratiomyidae. The record is from RefSeq and is a predicted model, not a curated record.
GUUACCUUCGUCGUGCGUCAACCCAUCUCAUCAUAUGUGCGCAGAACGCGAGAUCCGAGUUCGAAGAUCACAUUUUGUCAGGUCGUCCAUCGGGGAAUGAAUGGCGAGGUGAAAAUCUCCCAGAGUGGCACUAAGACCGUGUAAGGAUUGCGCAGGGACUUGACGGAGUAGUAACCAUUGUCGCCCAACCACACGACUCAUAUCCGUCUAUCGAACGAAGUGCACGCAACGAGUUGGUAACGCGAGUGUGAAAGGAAAAAGUACGAAACAACGACCCAAAAGCGGAAAAUGAGUAGCAGCACCGAAUCGUCGUCGCUUUCCUUGUGAAUUUGACGUAUUUUACGAGCAUUUGAGUGGUUGUCGUGCGACAGUAGAAGUUCGAUUUGUGCAAGGAAGUGUCCCGUUGCGAAGUGAGUAGUUAACAGGCCACCAAGCGAUUUGUGUCCCGUCCAGGUCGACUUUGUGUGCGGUGGAGAUUGAGUGCCUGAUUAGCGGAAAAUUUCCGCAGAUUUUGUUGUGUAGAAGAAAGACCCGAACCGUGUUCCGUGUGUGAUGCAGUCCCUUUGCUGGACAACGAGAUUUCUGUCGCGGGCGCUGCGCAAUGGAUUCGCAACUCUUGUGGAGCCCCACGUGAAGCCCCGACCACGCUUCGUAUCCGUCGUUUGCGGAUUUCCCAAGGAUUUCCUGGAGUCCAAAUACAAACUAGGAAAGUUUGGGGACGACGCCUGGUUUAAGACACAAACACCGAAUGCCGAUGUGAUAGGUGUUGCUGACGGUGUAGGUGGUUGGCGUAGUUAUGGGAUAGAUCCCGGAGAAUUUUCAUCAUUUCUUAUGAAAACCUGCGAACGACUAGUCCAUUGCAGUGGUUUUAAUCCACAACGACCUGUUAAUUUAUUAACUUAUAGUUACUGUGAAUUAUUGGAACAAAAGAAACCAAUUUUAGGUAGUAGUACAGCCUGCGUAUUAGUCUUACAUCGAGAAACGAGUACACUGUAUACCGCAAAUAUUGGCGACAGUGGUUUCAUAGUAGUACGAAAAGGUGAAAUUGUUCAUCGGUCCGAAGAGCAACAACACUAUUUCAAUACACCAUUUCAAUUAUCGCUGCCACCGCCCGGGCACGGACACAAUGUGUUAAGUGAUAGUCCUGAAUCGGCAGAUACCUUAAGUUUCCCGGUUAAGGAAGGCGAUGUUAUCCUCGUCGCAACGGAUGGCGUUUUUGAUAAUGUGCCUGUAAAAAUUUUAUUAGAUGUUCUCAAAGAGAUCGAAGGAGAAAACGAUCCUGUUAAAUUGCAAAUGACUGCAAAUACAAUCGCACUGAUGGCACGUUCAUUAUCAUUUGAUAGUGAAUUCAUGUCACCGUUUGCAAUAAAUGCUAGGCGAAAUAACAUUAAUGCAACUGGUGGUAAACCAGACGACAUAACUGUGGUACUUGCAACAAUAGUAGCGUAAAUUUCGUUACUAAAUAAGGAAUAAAUCAUUAAAUAUAAACAAAUUUAUUUUUUAAAACUUAGUUGUUCAUCCCUCUUGUUUUUCUUUACAUGAAAUUGUAUUUUUAAUUUGCCCACUUUUUUCCAUCAAGAUUUCAUUCAAUUUUCUAGAUUUUCAAUAGUUUUUCAUUCACAUUCACUGUAUUUUCUUUAUUUUUCUCAUUUCAUUUCUAGAAUAGAACUAUUUUUUGUAUAUAUAGGCAAACAAGAAGAUAAAGGUCGUGCUUAUUUUGCAUCAUUUCAUCCCUUUCUUCAUGUUACUCAUAAUCUUACGAAACAUAAUAAUGAUAAUAACGUCAAAAUGAAUUGUAAACGUUGGAGAGAAAAAAUAUGGAAUUCUGUGUAAUUCAAUUUGUAACACGAGUCAAAAAUGAAAUGAAACAAACAAUCGAUCUAGAUAGGCAAUCGUGAUCAACAAAUUAGAAUUAUGGCGAAACAUUUAUUCUUACAUGUUUUUUUAUGGUUUUGUUCCGCCUUCGAUUGUUUCUAUAAUUUUUCUAUGUCACAAUCUUCAAUCGUCACUACCGCGUAAUGUCAGCGAGAAAAAUUAGACAAAUAAACAAAGGCAAAUUAUCACGAUAAAUUUUCUGUGCUGGCAGAAGAUAAACGAAUAGUUGAUGAAUGGUAUUUUCGAUGGAUAUUGCUAAAGCUACUUUUAGGAAGCCACGAUAGAGAGUGAAAGGGAUAAUUCAACUGAACUAAAGUAAAUGAUGUAUUUGGGUCAUAUUUCCAUGUUUUGAAAACGAAUAUAAUCGAGUUACAAAUUAGAAGUUAGGAAAGCUGUUUUGUAUUGUUAACAUGUGUAGUUUCGAAUGUAGGUUUCAGUUUGAUUAUCAUCGUUCUCCGACAUGCCCCCAACACAUUGAUGUACGUACAACACCGAAAUAUUGUUUAUGAAUUUUGAAAGAAAUUGACUGUUCCUGUGAACCUAAUAAUUUAGUAUGACUAGUUGUAAAAUGACUUAGGACGAUUAUACAAACUACUACUACUGAUGAUGAUGAUAAACGAAAAACAAACUUAUAACCAUGAUGUAAAUUAUUAUAAUUUUAAAUGCUAUUGUCAGUUGUAUAGGUUGUUACAGUUAAAUUAAAAAAGAACAAAAUGCUGGUCUUUAAAUGUUUCAUUUCGAAUCAUCCUUCUAGAUAUACAAAUUAAAGUAAAAACUGUUCACUGUUUCAUUUUUUAUAUGAAGUUAAGACAAAAUGAUAGAAAUUAUGUAUGUGCGUGAUAUAUUGAAAAAAGAACAGAAUAUGGAAUGUAUAAUAUGAUCUCUUACAACAUUUACGGAGUGUUUUUUUCCAAACGUCUUUGUGUUAUUAACCGAACCGAAGUUACAAAUAAACCAAGAUGUUAUGGGAAACAAUCAGUAGAAAAUAUUUAAGUUAUCUUGAAACUAAAUUAUGUUCUAAAAUUUAUAAAACUAUAGACUUUAUACGGCACUGUAAAUACAGUGACGGCUAACAAAUUGGCGAAAAUAUGGCUCAAAUAAAAUAAGGUGUAUAGUAAUUGUCUUCCAAAGUUAUGGGAAUGAUUAUUUGAAAAACACAAUAGUGUUUCUGCAAAUAUAACAAUUUUAUCAAUAUU